This is a messenger RNA of Oxyura jamaicensis (ruddy duck), 1098 nucleotides long. It is a transcript of the gene STX6, whose product is annotated as syntaxin 6. Gene Ontology annotation, cellular component: membrane. Gene Ontology annotation, biological process: intracellular protein transport; Golgi vesicle transport. Lineage: Eukaryota; Metazoa; Chordata; Aves; Anseriformes; Anatidae. Gene Ontology annotation, molecular function: SNAP receptor activity. The record is from RefSeq and is a predicted model, not a curated record. Bases 55 to 876 code for a protein of 273 amino acids. The transcript is spliced from 8 exons.
CCCCGGGGCCGGGCUCCGCCAUGACGGGGCGGAGCGGGGCCGGGGCGGCCGCGCAUGCGGUGCGGGGAGGGCGGCGCGGCGGCCGGGGCGCUCGGCGGCGGCGGCGCCAUCAUGUCGAUGGAGGACCCCUUCUUCGUGGUGAAGGGGGAGGUGCAGAAAGCUGUGAACACCGCCCAGGGGCUCUUCCAGAGGUGGACAGAGCUCUUGCAAGAUCCCUCCAUCGCCACACGAGAAGAAAUCGACUGGACCACUAAUGAGCUCAGGAACAAUCUGCGGAGCAUUGAGUGGGACCUGGAAGACUUGGAUGAAACAAUUAGCAUCGUUGAGGCAAACCCUCGGAAAUUCAACCUCGAUGCAACAGAGCUGGGUGUCAGGAAAGCCUUCAUCACGAGCACACGGCAGGUGGUCAGGGAGAUGAAGGAUCAGAUGUCAAACUCCUCCAUGCAAGCACUGGCUGAAAGAAAAAACAGACAGGCACUCCUGGGAGACAGCAGCAGUCAGAGCUGGAGCUCCGGACCUGACAAAUACAGCCGUCUGGACCGGGAGCUGCAAUUAGCAAAUUCACACUUCAUUGAGGAGCAGCAAGCUCAACAACAGCUGAUCGUGGAGCAGCAAGAUGAGCAGUUGGAGCUGGUCUCUGGCAGCAUCGGGGUGCUGAAGAACAUGUCGCAGCGCAUCGGCGGGGAGCUGGAGGAGCAGGCAGUGAUGCUGGACGACUUCUCCCACGAGUUGGACAGCACUCACUCGCGGCUCGACAACGUCAUGAAGAAGCUCGCAAAAGUGUCUCACAUGACGAGCGAUCGGCGGCAGUGGUGUGCGAUUAUCGUCCUCUUUGUCAUCUUGCUGGUGGUGCUCAUCCUGUUUUUCGUCCUGUGAUGGACUGAACUUCCUCGGACGCCUCUUCUCCAUCCCCCCUCCCCUUGUAGCAUGGGGAAAUGAAACUCUCACUGUUUCCGUCCGCCCAGAGAUCCCCGUCAAGAAAACCUGCACCUGGCUCUCACCUUUCUCCUCCGAGGACCAAGGCUUGGCUCUGCCGACGUCUCACCUGGCUCUGGGGAGGGCAGAAGGAGGGCAGGAGCAAUUUGUGGCUCCCCCACA